GUAAAAGAUAACAUCAUAUUGCAUACUGAUCUCACUUAUCCCUCGUGCGCCUCGGCCGCCACAAAGUCGUCAACAACGUGGUGCAGUUGAAGCGCCUGCACGCACGCCUGAUCUACCCCUUACCCAGCCAAUCAACGAUACCUUUCUCCGAGACCGAUAGCCCGGACGGAUGUGCUGUUGGUCCUUGGGUGGACUCUUGCCAAAACAGGUGGUUUUCUUUUCCCUCCUCUUAUAUUGAUCGGUUAGGUCGUCGGCUCUCAUAGUACUUAUACUACUUAAAGUAAUCCGUACUUAGUUAACCUAAAUAAAACUCAUGUUCUGCCCGCGAAGUUCUGUCAAGUGCAUCGAUGUUUAGACCUCCUAUUCCCACUUUAUUAUCCCCGUCCAUGUUCAGCGAUCCCUUCACCGCCGCGUGUUGGCCGGACAGACAAAUGACAACCGUGCUAGUUAGCUAACCGGUUGCGUUCCCGCCUCGUCCCUUUUCCCGCUACUUCAUAAGUAAUUAAACUAGAACUCAUCUUUGUUGUUUUCAUUCCCAACUUUAUAGGAGAAUAACAAGUGUUGCUAUAAUGCCUGUGGAAGUUGUUACGAUCGUGAACUCGUCGGGGAAGAUAAUCAGCAAUGGUAGACACCUGAUCAAUGUUCUUAAAGAAGCCAAGGCCUCCUAUCAAGAGAAAAAGGCGGCUAUUAAAGCUGAACGCGCCAUCAAGCGUAGUGAGACCAUCGACAUACCGAGUGCAUCUCGCUACUAUGACGGCAUCGAAUAUGAUAGGUGGCCUCGCCGGGCGUCUCACGAUGACGCUGCUUCUCAAGCUUCCUCCCGUAGAAGCUACCGCUCAAAGCGGUCUACUUCCAAGGCGGGAACUGCCUUGACUGAACGCAAUCUAAAGACUCUUACUGAAGUCUCCUCUACGGCUCCUUCGCGCCCUCCAGGUACAUACCAUUCUCCGUAUGCCGAGACAGCCCCUAGAGACAUGACAUUGAGUCGACCAACAUUAGCGCAUGCGCCAACGAUGCCUAUCUACGCCGGUGAGCUGGCCGGUUCGACCCCGACGCAUAUCGUGCCUGUGUCCCGAUCAACAUCGGAUCCGGCCCUAAGGGAGAAGGGGAAGGAUAUUGACAUGAACUUAGCUUAUGGAAGUCUUCCUCCGGAUCUAGAAGAAAGGGUGGACCUAGAUCCCGUCCACAAGAAUGUCGAAAAAGAGCGCGAAGCAAUGAGCGUAAUAGAGAAGAUUGAGAACCUACUAACGGAGGCUCAAUGUUUACACCAUACUGCGACGCAUAUCAUUCAGCAUCUACAGGGAAACCCGGAAGCUGCCGCUGCUGUUGCUCUUACGCUUGCCGAGCUUUCUGCGCUACUAGGAAAGAUGUCGCCUUCUUUCCUUGCCGUCCUCAAAGGUGGAAGUCCUGCAAUUUUUGCUCUUCUAGCCAGCCCCCAGUUCCUUAUUGCGGCUGGUGUGACAGUUGGAGUGACGGUGGUCAUGUUUGGAGGUUGGAAGAUUGUGAAGCGUAUCCAGGAAGCUAACUCUGCUGCUGCUUCUCCGAUGGCUUUCCCGGCGUACCAACCAGCGCCUGGUGAAGCCAACCGGGCUCCAUAUCCGGAAUCGGAAGUAAGCGCGGGCUUUGACGAGGCUCUUGUGCUUGAGGAAGAGUUAAGCAGUAUCGAAAUAUGGCGAAGGGGCAUUGCACCUUUUGGCGAGGAUGGUCAGGCCGACCUUGAGCUUAUCAGUCCAGAAGCUGAUCGUGCGAUUCGCAGUCAGUACGGUGGUGAUGAUGCGCGGACCGAGCGUAGUGUUCGCACGAAUCGAACUGGUCGCACAGACAAGACAUCCAAGACAAGUAAAACGACUAAGACUAGCAAGUCGCACAAACCACAGAAGAGCCGGAAGGGCGACCCGGGAGAGCAUCAUGACGUUCCCAAGGACGGUAGCAGCAGUAGCGUCAAAGAUGUCGAUAACGCGAGUGAGGCGGGUAGUCACCGAAGCCACCGAAGUACCCAGAGUCAUCGGAGCGAUAAGACAGAACGUCACUCCAAAUCUAAGCGGUCCGAAAAAGUAGAGGUCAAGGCCAUCGACGACAGUCGCAGCGACCGAGAAAAAUCCGACAGCGUCGUGCUUCGUCCGAAGAAGGACAACAUGCUUAAGUCCUUAUUCAAGAAGAAGAAGGACCGCGAAGAUAAGGAACGGGCUUACUCGGUUGUUCGGUGAUGUUGUUUACAUUUGAGGUUUCGUCCAUCUUCGGUUAUAUGCAUCGAAUUGCAGAAUAGGAGGAUACCAGGCUCCUUAGAUUUCAAUGUUCAUUUACGGGAGUUUAUGGGUGAUAUUUAUUUUAUAUAUAUAUUAGCAUGAUGCAUAUAGCGGGUGGUCGCCCAUCACGAAAUCUGCUUUAUAGCAGUUAGCUUACUUAGGAACGAAGACAUACGAAGACAAUGCAGAGAGUGAAAUUC
This is a messenger RNA of Daldinia loculata, 2446 nucleotides long. RefSeq lists its product as uncharacterized. Bases 570 to 2207 code for a protein of 545 amino acids. The transcript is spliced from 2 exons. The record is from RefSeq and is a predicted model, not a curated record. NCBI's taxonomy places the organism in Eukaryota, Fungi, Ascomycota, Sordariomycetes, Xylariales, Hypoxylaceae.